AACAAACUAUGACAAUAAAACAUUAUGAUCGAAUACUGAUUGUCAUUCUAGAGGGAAGUUUAUCAACAUAUGAAUAGAAAAAUGCUAAACAGUGAUGCCCUAUAAUUUAUAAAUACUUUGUAGGUCAGUUCAGUUUCAGGUCAUAGAACUUUACCAUACAUAUAUAUUGUUCUUCACAAUUAAAGUUACGGUACUCCAAGUACGUGUCCGUACGAAUUGCACUGUAUAUCAUGAAUACUAAUGUAUGUCAACCAGAGCAGGUGUGUCAUAGGCGAAUUUAUUUAUUCUAUUUCUUUUGAGACUGCAAGACCCGAGACAAAAUAGUGACUCAUAUAAUAUAUAUCCUAUAUGUUCCGAUAUCUCACGAAGACGCAAAACUGUGAAACUGCUAAACACUUUGCAGCUGAACGUCUCGCGACUUGUUACUUCCGCAUUGAACACACGGGUAGACUUGUUUUUUUCUGUUUUAGGCCCGUCAUCGUGAUGUUAUUCCUGAUAACUAUUAUAUGCAUCGUGACCUCCUUGCCGGCCUCAAUGAACAUGCCAAUAGUAGACCCAGGGCUGUUUGUAAUAUCAGGCGUAAAAACUUGCGGGAAUACUUCCGGUUAUUGUCUUCUGGGUAGUGAUUGCACUAUGGAUGAUGAUUUUUUACCAGAUCCAACUGGUAACUGUGAUGGUUUGAAACGCGCAUUCACUCCAAGUGCUCCUUUUGCUUGUUGUAAGUUUAACCAAAGAUCAAUGCAAUCAGGGACACCGGUCAUAGACACUAGUACCAAAAAGACAACUAAUACUGUAACUAAAGAUAAAUUUGGAAGAAACACACGGGAAAAUAUCGAUGCUUUACAAAUGGACAAUGCUCAAUUGGCAAAACUAAAUGAAAUUGAGUUAGUAGUUAAAAAAAUUGUUGAACAAUUAAUAAAUGAAACCGCAAAUAAUAUCAAAGCCGAAGAAACUAUAAUCAAUAAUGAAACAAAAAUGGAAGAAAAUACGAUUAGAAAUAGUAUAAAUGAUGAAAAACCAACAAUUAAUGACAUUAUUGAAAUAAAAGACACUACUGUGGAUCCUUCAAUAAAUACAGAAGAAACAUUAGACGAAGUAUAUUUGAAAAAAGAUAUACCCCUAGAUAUAAAAAAAGACAAUGAAACAAAUACAUUGGACACAACUGAAUUAGAGACAGAAGAGUCAAACAUUGAUGAUGAAUUUAAAGCUGAAAAACGUAUUUGUCAAAAAUCUUGUAAGAGUGAAAUAAUUUUUUUGGUUGAUAAAAAACCCAUGUGUUAUGGAACGCUUUUAGAUGACAUAUGGAUACUUACUUCUGCUACAUGCGCUUCCAGGUUAAAUAAAUCAGGUAUAAGGAAAGUGACAGUAAGUCGAAAAGAUUAUUCAGUGGGAGCUACACUAACCAUUUCGAAUAUAUUAGUGCACGAGAAUUUUAAGUCACCAGUUUCUAAAAAUGCACCAGAAAACAAUGAUUUAGCACUAGUUAGUUUAACUGUUCCACUUGAAGGUCAAGAAUGUACUCCGUGUUUUAGUCAAAAAAAUACUAUAACAAAUGAAGUAUGCAAGACUUUUCAAAAUCCCAAUUUUAAGAAUACAGUGAAAUCAAUCGAAAACUGUGAAGGUCGAGUGCAGCUACGGAAGUUGAUUAGUAAUCCAUAUAUAAUACUGCCGUGCCAUCACUGGAGAAUGCAAUACAAUCAAGAAGGGCGACUGGGAAGCAGUCUGUGGUGUGACGGUAAACUGGCUGGCGUCCAAACUGGCGUUGGCGUAGGGUCGUUGAUUUAUACACCAGUGAAUGAGUACGCCAUGUGGAUAUCCGAUAACAAGAGGAUUGAAGAAAGAAGAUGAACGAAACUUCGAUCGAAUGAAGAUCUUGUGUAUUAAAAGACUGUGCAAUUAUUAAAAUAUUAAAUUUAUUUGAUAUCUAUUUUAUGUAUCUACUGUGUAUUGAUAAGUUUUUAAAUUAUAUUUAUAUUUAUUUUA
Messenger RNA from Rhopalosiphum padi (bird cherry-oat aphid), 1983 nucleotides. RefSeq lists its product as uncharacterized. The transcript is spliced from 7 exons. The record is from RefSeq and is a predicted model, not a curated record. NCBI's taxonomy places the organism in Eukaryota, Metazoa, Arthropoda, Insecta, Hemiptera, Aphididae. Gene Ontology annotation, molecular function: serine-type endopeptidase activity. Bases 349 to 1848 code for a protein of 499 amino acids. Gene Ontology annotation, biological process: proteolysis.